CAAGAGAAGCACUGCGCCUAAGCCCCCGGUUCCCAUCAGUGGCCUCCAGUGUCACUCCAUAAUCCCACUCCUCUGUCCCUGCACAUAGCUGUUCGCGAGUAUGCCCCUCCCACCCGCUUCGAGGAAGGAGGUAGUCGAAAGAUCAGCAGAAUCAGCGAACGAAGGCGACUAUUAUGUAAUCGAUCUCGCUCGGCGCGGAACUAUUGUAUGGAUACCCCCUGCUGAGAGAAAGGGGGUUUUUGACGGUCGGAAUACUGCCUGCACGGAUGAAAUUCUCGGACUGGGAAAGGGCAUGAGCAUUGAUCUAGAGCUAGCACUAGAGCAGGAUAGGAAUGAUCACCAUGUUUAGCGGGAUGAAUGAAGUGAGGGAUGAGAAGUAUAUGUAAGAAGUCGCACUGGGAGUACACACGUCGGAUACCCUCUCCGUCAGAUGCCAUUUGUGUUGUGAACAAUUUGAGUAGGUG
Molecule: messenger RNA, 464 nt
Organism: Aspergillus welwitschiae
Lineage: Eukaryota; Fungi; Ascomycota; Eurotiomycetes; Eurotiales; Aspergillaceae
Exons: 1
Coding region: 101-349 (82 amino acids)
Source: RefSeq, a predicted model, not a curated record